GACGCAUCCGUCCGGCUGUGCUCCACGGAGAGCUGCUAGAGGGGAGGACAGGCUACAGCACGACCUAGACAGGAAGCGUCCGGAAACAUGGCCAAGCCACUGACAGACCAGGAGAAGAAGAAGCAGAUCUCGGUGCGGGGGCUGGCCGGGGUGGAGAACGUUGCAGACCUGAAGACUAAUUUCAACAGGCACCUCCACUUCACCUUGGUGAAGGAUCGCAAUGUGGCUACCAAGCGGGACUACUACUUCGCCCUGGCCAACACUGUCCGAGACCACCUGGUGGGCCGCUGGAUCCGGACGCAGCAGCAUUACUAUGAGAAAGACCCCAAACGCGUCUACUACCUCUCCCUGGAGUUCUACAUGGGCCGGACUCUGCAGAACACGAUGGUCAAUCUGGCCCUGGAGAACGCCUGCGACGAAGCAACGUACCAGCUGGGUCUGGACAUGGAGGAGCUGCAGGACAUCGAGGAGGACGCCGGUCUGGGCAACGGCGGGCUGGGCCGCCUGGCUGCCUGCUUCCUGGACUCCAUGGCGUCGCUGGGCCUGGCUGCCUACGGGUACGGCAUCCGCUACGAGUUCGGCAUCUUCAACCAGAAGAUCGUCAACGGCUGGCAGGUGGAGGAAGCGGACGACUGGCUCCGCUACGGGAACCCCUGGGAGAAGGCCCGGCCUGAGUACAUGCGCCCGGUCCACUUCUAUGGGCGCGUGGAGCACACAGCCGAAGGGGUGAAGUGGGUGGACACGCAGAUGGUUCUGGCUCUUCCCUACGACACCCCCGUCCCCGGCUACAGGAACAACAUCGUCAACACCAUGAGGCUGUGGUCUGCGAAGGCCCCCUGCGACUUCAACCUCAAAGACUUUAACGUGGGCGGCUACAUCCAAGCGGUGCUGGACCGAAACCUGGCCGAGAACAUCUCCCGGGUCCUUUACCCCAAUGACAACUUCUUCGAAGGGAAGGAGCUGCGUCUCAAGCAGGAGUACUUCGUCGUGGCCGCCACUCUUCAGGACAUCAUCCGCCGCUUCAAAGCCUCCAAGUUCGGCUCCACGGAGUUCGUGCGGAUGGACCUCUCCACGCUGCCGGACAAGGUGGCCAUCCAGCUGAACGACACCCACCCGGCGCUGGCCAUCCCCGAACUGAUGAGGAUCUUGGUGGACGUGGAGAAGCUGACCUGGGAGCAGGCCUGGGAGAUCGUGGUUCGCACCUGUGCCUACACCAACCACACCGUCCUGCCUGAGGCCCUGGAGCGCUGGCCCGUGGACCUCUUCCAGAACCUGCUGCCUCGACACCUGGAGAUCAUCUACGAGAUCAACAGGAGGCACCUGGAGCGCAUCAGCAAGCUGUACCCCGGAGACGUGGAGCGCAUGCGGAGAAUGUCGCUGAUAGAGGAGGGCGACGCCAAGAAAAUCAACAUGGCGCACCUGUGCAUCGUGGGCUCUCACGCCGUCAACGGGGUCGCCCGCAUCCACUCGGAGAUCAUCAAGAACACCGUGUUCAAAGACUUCUACGACGUCGACCCUCAGAAGUUCCAGAACAAGACCAACGGCAUCACGCCCAGGCGCUGGCUGGUCAUGUGCAACCCCGGCCUGGCGGAGGUCAUCGCCGAGAGGAUCGGUGAGGACUUCAUCCGGGACCUGGACCAGCUGAAGAAGCUCCUUAAGUUUGUGAACGAUGAGGCCUUCAUUCGCGACGUUGCCAAAGUCAAACAAGAGAACAAACUGAAGUUCGCCGCUCAUCUGGAGGAGCACUACAAGGUGAAGAUCAACCCCAGCUCCAUGUUCGACGUGCAGGUGAAGAGGAUCCACGAGUACAAACGGCAGCUGCUCAACUGUCUGCACAUCAUCACGCUCUUCAACCGCAUCAAGAAGGAGCCCAACAAGUCAUGGGUGCCCAGGACCAUCAUGAUUGGGGGGAAGGCAGCUCCAGGCUACCACACGGCCAAGAUGAUCAUCAAGCUGAUCACAUCGGUCGGAGACAUCGUCAACAACGACCCAGUGGUGGGGGACCGGCUCAAGGUCAUCUUUCUGGAGAACUACCGCGUCACUCUGGCCGAGAAGGUCGUUCCCGCGGCCGACCUGUCGGAGCAGAUCUCCACGGCGGGCACGGAGGCGUCCGGCACCGGGAACAUGAAGUUCAUGCUGAACGGCGCCCUCACCAUCGGCACCAUGGACGGCGCCAACGUGGAGAUGGCGGAGGAGGCCGGGGAGGAGCACCUCUUCAUCUUCGGCAUGCGGGUGGACGACGUGGAGGCCAUGGACAAGAAGGGCUACGACGCCAUGUCGUACUACAACAAAAUCCCUGAGCUGAAGCAGGCGAUGGACCAGAUCUCGGGAGGCUUCUUCAGCCCCAGCCAGCCUGCGCUCUUCAAAGACCUGGUCAACAUGCUGAUGCACCACGACAGGUUCAAGGUGUUUGCAGACUAUGAAGACUACAUCAAAUGCCAAGAGAAAGUCAGUGACCUCUACAAGAAUCCAAAGGAGUGGACCAAGAAGGUGAUCCAUAACAUAGCCGGCUCUGGUAAAUUCUCCAGCGACCGCACCAUCUCCCAGUACGCCAGGGAGAUCUGGGGCAUGGAGCCCAGUCUGGAGAAGAUCGCAGCCCCCGAUGACCCCCGCUAAACCGCCGCCGUAGCGCAGCACGCGGUCCAACCCCGACAGAUCCUCCCCCUGUAGCUUUAUCACUGUGUACUGUAGCGUUAUUUAUUAACAUUAUUAAUUCCUAUAUCGUCUGGCUGUAACAUGUACUGAAGUGGGCUUAUUCAAAGUCGCUGUUUGUUUGUCCUCUGUGCACUGUUGGGUGAAAACCUCCUAAGUCCACGUCAGCCUUGCAGCCGCUCAGAAACCGCCUGGAGUCCUGGGAUUCUUCUGUUUGGGUCAAAACAAAGAAGAUCUAUUUUCUUAUUUUGUCAUAGUUUUGCAGUGAAUCUCAACUGGCCUGUUUUCACACAACAGUGACCCACAUUCCCUUCAUGCGUCGGAGCUGGGCAGUAAACUCAGCGCUGCUCUGGUUCCGAUCCGCGUCUUCCAUGAGAGAGUGAGAGCGAACACACACACACACACACACACACACGCACACUCUCUCCUCAGCCUCAGGGCUGCACUGGAACCGAUGGUGUUUAAGGAAGCAAUGUCUCCAUAUUCAGGGCAGAGUUACAUAUUCAAUGUUACAUGUUCAACACUCCAACUACGCUGCCAGUGUUUAUGGUGUUUGCUGAAUGUAUCCAUUUGUGUGUGUAUUUGAUUAGUAAAGGUCCAGGGAGCAGCAGCUCCAGCACGUUUGUCUGUGUCUCAUUCUGCUUUGCUUAGAGUGAGCUGAGGUGGAACAUACUGUAACUAAGGCUCCUACGUGGCUGAGUCAGGGUUUAACCUCGAAACACUGUCUGAUUCAGCUUCACUGUUUGACUGCUGUGUUGCUGAUGGAACAACUGAACCUGAACAUUUCCACUGUCAUUUUUUGUUUUUUAGUCAAUAAAAUAACGGUACAUCUACA
Molecule: messenger RNA, 3487 nt
Organism: Betta splendens (Siamese fighting fish)
Lineage: Eukaryota; Metazoa; Chordata; Actinopteri; Anabantiformes; Osphronemidae
Product: glycogen phosphorylase, muscle form
Exons: 20
Coding region: 88-2616 (842 amino acids)
Biological process (GO): glycogen catabolic process
Cellular component (GO): cytoplasm
Molecular function (GO): glycogen phosphorylase activity; pyridoxal phosphate binding
Source: RefSeq, a predicted model, not a curated record